CGCAAGAGCUAGGGUUUGCCUGGCGGUAGGGUUUGGGGGCGUGUGAGCGAUCGGUUUUGAAAAAAUGGAGGCGGAUUGAGGCUUGUUCUCGCAGAUUCUCCGCGGCAGCGAGCUGCGAGCGCCCGGAUUGCGAUGGAUGGCGUCACCGGAGGCGAUGUGGAGCUCAUGUCCAAGAGCUUGCAAGUGGAGCACAAGCUCUUCUACUUCGACCUCAAGGAGAAUCCGCGCGGCCGAUACCUGAAAAUCUCGGAGAAGACAACCACCUCGCGCUCCACAAUUAUCGUCCCGGAGAGCGGCAUUGUGUGGUUUUUGGAUCUCUUUAACCUCUACUCUAACGGGGAUGAUAAGUUCGAGAGCAAGGAGCUCCAGAUGGAUACCAAGGUGUUCUACUUUGAUGUUGGGGAGAAUCCUCGAGGCCGGUUUCUCAAGAUCUCGGAAGUCUCGGCAGCGUCGGUCCGAAGCACGAUCAUCGUUCCCUCUGGCAACGAUGCCGACGAGGGCUGGGUCCAAUUCCGACAUGUUCUAGCGGAAAUUCACGAGGCAUCGCAGAUGCUCUUGUCUUCCAUCGAGAACCGUCAAAUUGGAGCUCCAGAGUCGUCGCCCAUCAACGCUGGAUUCUACGACGGACCCGUAAGGAACGGCCCGACCGUAGCUCCUCCGAGCAACGAUACGAGUCGGAUGAGCUCCACUGCCAGAGUUUUGCGAGCCGAGCAAAAAAAGUUCUUCUUUGAUCUCGGCUCCAAUGCCCGGGGCCAGUACCUUCGAAUCUCAGAGGUAAUUGGUGGUGAUCGAUCGGCAAUCAUUCUUCCAGCAUCAGCACUAGAGCAGUUUCAUGAAACCGUGGGAGAAUUUGUGGAAUUACUCAAAGCCCAGGAACAACAGGUCUCCAGCGCUGUUCUCGCGGACCCCGGCUACACAAAGUGAAGAAAGAAAAAAAUUCAGUGUUUUUGCUUCUUUACCCUUUUUUACCCUGUUCGCGUUUUUUGUAACCGUCGGAUCGUGGCCACGUGUCAGCUUCUGGCUUUUGCCAUUUGAA
Messenger RNA from Selaginella moellendorffii, 1036 nucleotides. Its product is annotated as transcription factor Pur-alpha 1. Gene Ontology annotation, biological process: regulation of transcription by RNA polymerase II. Gene Ontology annotation, molecular function: purine-rich negative regulatory element binding; DNA-binding transcription factor activity, RNA polymerase II-specific; RNA polymerase II transcription regulatory region sequence-specific DNA binding. Gene Ontology annotation, cellular component: nucleus. The record is from RefSeq and is a predicted model, not a curated record. Lineage: Eukaryota; Viridiplantae; Streptophyta; Lycopodiopsida; Selaginellales; Selaginellaceae. The coding region runs from base 133 to 924 and encodes 263 amino acids. The transcript has 5 exons.